Messenger RNA from Penaeus indicus, 853 nucleotides. Its product is annotated as medium-chain acyl-CoA ligase ACSF2, mitochondrial-like. The annotation marks the transcript as partial. Gene Ontology annotation, biological process: fatty acid metabolic process. The transcript is spliced from 4 exons. Lineage: Eukaryota; Metazoa; Arthropoda; Malacostraca; Decapoda; Penaeidae. Gene Ontology annotation, molecular function: medium-chain fatty acid-CoA ligase activity. The record is from RefSeq and is a predicted model, not a curated record.
GUGAAAGUGGUCGACGAGUCCGGGGAGAUCGUGCGCGCGGGAGAGGCGGGCGAACUGCUCGUCAGAGGCUACUGCAAUUUCCUCGGUUACUGGGACGACCCUGGGAAAACGAGCGAGAUUAUGACGCAGGAUAGAUGGUUGAGGACAGGCGACCUCGCCCUGAUCCAGCCUGACGGUUACGGCCAGAUCAUCGGCCGCAUCAAAGACAUGGUCAUCCGCGGCGGAGAGAACAUUUAUCCGGCGGAAAUUGAGAACUUCUUCAUGGGUCACCCGGAUGUGAUUGAGGCGCAGGUGUUCGGAGUGCCCGACGCCAGGAUGGGAGAGGAGGUGGCGACUUGGAUAAGAAAGGCCGAGGGAUCCAGCCUUUCGGACACGGAGCUCAAGGAAUGGUGCAAAGGAAAGAUCGCUCAUUAUAAAGUACCGCGCUAUAUACUGUUCAAGGACGAGCUCCCACGGACGGUCACGGGCAAGAUACAGAAGUUCAAGAUGCGGGAACAGACCAUCGAGGAGCUGAACUUGAAGGCGUAAAGAGAGAGAGAGAGAGAGAGAGAGAGAGAGAGAGAGAGAGAGAGAGAGAGAGAGAGAGAGAGAGAGAGAGUGAGUGAGUGAGUGAGUGAGUAAGUAAGUGUGUGUGUGUGUGUGUGUGCGUGUGAGUUCAAAAUGCGAGAACAGAUCAUCGAGGAACUGAACUUGAAGACGUAGAGUGAUUUCUAAAAAUAAGAUCUUCAUUGUUCUUUUACUUACUGAAAAUUUGAAAGUACAAUAUAAGAUUAUGAUAAGGAAGGUAAGUGUGUUGGUGGUUAUGUGAAUGUAUUCAAAAUUAGUUUCAUUGUCAAGACGAAUUUACAAUUUU